AUGCCUGCACGCGGUUCUUUUAGAGGUCGAGGCACAGGUCGAGGCCGUGGCCGCGGUCGUGGUGGCCGUGGUCGCGGUCGCGGUGGUCGUUCUUUCGCUACAUCUCGACUGAAUGAGUCUGAAUCAGACGACUCUUCCGGAGAAGAUGAUGUUAGUGAACAAUCGCAAGAGGAGGUACAGGAUAUGGAUCAGGAUGAGGGUUCAUCGAGCAGUGAGGAAGAAGAGGAAAGCACCGAUCGCCCAUACAACGAGCUACUCCAGCUGCUCCACACCGAGAACGACUCUCAAGGACCAGCCCGGAAGAAGCGCAAGACUGCUACUGAUGCCAGCGAGGAGAUUCAAAUGGCAGAGCCGGAAACAGAGCAGGGUGACGACGACCUCCAAGCUCAGGCCCCAUCCGACGACGAAGAAGAGGAAGCUGAUGAGGACGACGACCCUACUGGUGCGUUUGAGAAGCAUUUCAGUCUUGUCGAUAGUGCCGAUUUGAACAAGAGAGUCGAGAACAUCACCUCCAACAAAUGGGUAUCGGCCAGGAAAGAGGUGGAUGGUUUGCGACUGGUCCAGACCACCCCAGACACAGGAGCAGGUGCGGCAUUGCUGCCGGCAAUGAAGAGUACGGUCAACAUGAAGCUCAAAAACAAAUUGAAGCCUCGUGCGGCCGAACUCUUGCCCAAAAUCAACGGUCAAGCCCAGACCCUUGCGCCCUAUAUCUUCGACUACCAGGAUAUCCUCUACGGAGCCCGAACUCCCUCGAACUCAGGUGAGAUGCGCGAUAUUCUCGCCUUGCACGCUGUCAACCACCUGCUCAAGACUCGCGACACCGUCUUGAAGAACAACGCCCGUCUUUCCAAGGAUCCGGAUACCGAUAUUGAGUGUCGUGACCAGGGUUUCACCCGUCCCAAAGUGCUCUACAUUUUGCCAACCCGACAGGCCUGUGUGAAGGUCCUUGACGCCAUCACUCGAUUCUACCAGCCCGAGCAGCAAGAAAACAAGAAGCGCUUCACGGACAGCUUCUCCGGACCCGAGGAUGCCGCCUGGGAGCACAAGACCGAGGAUUUCCGCGAACUUUUCGGUGGAAACGACGACGACAUGUUCCGUUUGGGUCUCAAGUUCACCCGCAAGACUGUCAAGUACUUUGCGCAAUUCUACAGCUCAGACAUUAUUCUCGCCAGUCCUCUCGGACUGCGAACAAUUAUGGACCAAGCCGACGCCAAAAAGCGCGACUACGACUUCCUCUCCUCAAUCGAAGUCGUAAUUGUCGACCAGGCCGACGCCCUCCUCAUGCAAAACUGGGACCACAUGGACUAUAUCUUCCAGCACCUAAACCUGCAACCAAAAGAAGCGCACGGCUGCGACUUCGGCCGCGUCCGCAACUGGUACCUAGACAAUCAAGCCAAACACAUCCGCCAGACAAUCGUCCUGUCAGGCUUCAUCACACCCGAAAUCAACUCGCUCUUCUCAACACAUAUGCAAAACGCAACAGGCCGCAUCAAAGCAACAAAAACCUACGCCGGCGCCAUCACCGAGCUCCCCCUCCCCGUCUCCGUCAAACAAACCUUCACCCGCAUCGACAGCAUCUCCCCGCAGAAAGACCCAGAUGCCCGCUUCAAGCACUUCACAACAACCAUCCUGUCCAGCCUCGUCAAGAACAUCACCCACGGCCGCGGCAAAGGCGGUGCCGGAACCCUCAUCUUCAUCCCGUCGUAUCUGGAUUUUGUGCGUGUGCGCAACCACUUCGCCACCUCAGCCCAGACCACCAAUAUUUCCUUCGGUGCUGUGUCCGAGUACACAGAGUCCAAGGAGGCGAACCGCGCUCGCAGUCAUUUCUUGUCGGGUAGACACUCGGUGCUGCUGUACACCGAGCGUGCGCACCACUUCCGGCGGUACCAGAUUCGCGGCGUGAAGAGGGUUGUUAUGUACGGAUUACCGGAUAAUGCGCUCUUCUAUAGCGAGAUUGUUGGGUUCUUGGGUCUAGAUCCGGCUGAGUUGGUUGAGGCUGCUGAGGGGGGUGUGCGUGCCCUGUUUUCCAAGUGGGAUGCGCUCAAGGUUGAGAGGGUUGUUGGUACUUUGCGUGUUGGGAAUAUGUUGCGUGAGAAGGGCGGUGAUACUUUUACUUUUGUGUAA
Molecule: messenger RNA, 2124 nt
Organism: Penicillium antarcticum
Lineage: Eukaryota; Fungi; Ascomycota; Eurotiomycetes; Eurotiales; Aspergillaceae
Product: UTP25 family protein
Exons: 3
Coding region: 1-2124 (707 amino acids)
Biological process (GO): maturation of SSU-rRNA from tricistronic rRNA transcript (SSU-rRNA, 5.8S rRNA, LSU-rRNA)
Cellular component (GO): nucleolus; small-subunit processome
Molecular function (GO): U3 snoRNA binding; rRNA binding
Source: RefSeq, a predicted model, not a curated record